Molecule: messenger RNA, 11195 nt
Organism: Peromyscus maniculatus bairdii (prairie deer mouse)
Lineage: Eukaryota; Metazoa; Chordata; Mammalia; Rodentia; Cricetidae
Source: RefSeq, a predicted model, not a curated record
CAUGGCCGCGUCCGAGCUCUACACCAAGUUUGCCAGGGUUUGGAUACCUGAUCCUGAGGAAGUAUGGAAGUCAGCAGAGUUGCUGAAAGAUUAUAAGCCUGGAGAUAAAGUGCUUCUGCUUCACCUUGAGGAAGGGCAGGAUUUGGAAUACCGUCUAGAUCCAAAGACCAAGGAGCUGCCUCACUUGCGGAACCCUGACAUACUUGUGGGUGAAAAUGAUCUCACAGCCCUCAGCUAUCUUCAUGAGCCUGCUGUGCUCCAUAAUCUCCGAGUUCGCUUCAUCGAUUCCAAACUCAUUUAUACAUACUGUGGAAUAGUCCUAGUAGCUAUAAAUCCCUAUGAACAGCUGCCUAUUUAUGGAGAAGACAUUAUUAAUGCAUACAGUGGCCAGAACAUGGGUGACAUGGAUCCUCACAUCUUUGCAGUAGCUGAAGAGGCUUAUAAGCAAAUGGCAAGGGAUGAACGAAAUCAGUCCAUCAUUGUAAGUGGAGAGUCGGGCGCAGGAAAGACAGUCUCAGCUAAGUAUGCCAUGCGAUACUUCGCAACUGUAAGUGGUUCUGCCAGUGAGGCCAAUGUUGAGGAAAAGGUCUUGGCCUCCAACCCCAUCAUGGAGUCAAUUGGAAAUGCUAAAACAACCAGGAAUGAUAAUAGCAGCCGGUUUGGGAAAUAUAUUGAAAUUGGUUUUGAUAAGAGAUAUCGAAUCAUUGGUGCCAAUAUGAGAACUUACCUUUUAGAGAAAUCCAGAGUGGUAUUCCAGGCAGAAGAGGAGAGAAACUACCAUAUCUUCUACCAGCUCUGUGCUUCAGCAAAGCUACCUGAGUUUAAAAUGCUGCGAUUAGGAAACGCAGAUAGUUUUCAUUACACAAAGCAAGGAGGCAGCCCUAUGAUCGAAGGAGUGGAUGAUGCGAAGGAGAUGUCGCACACCAGGCAGGCCUGCACUCUGCUGGGAAUUAGUGAAUCUUACCAAAUGGGGAUUUUUAGAAUACUUGCUGGCAUCCUUCACUUAGGCAAUGUUGGAUUUGCAUCUCGAGAUUCAGACAGCUGCACAAUACCUCCCAAGCACGAGCCACUUAUCAUCUUCUGUGACCUCAUGGGUGUGGAUUAUGAAGAGAUGUGUCACUGGCUCUGCCACCGAAAGCUGGCUACUGCCACAGAGACAUACAUCAAGCCCAUUUCUAAGCUGCAGGCCACAAAUGCCCGAGAUGCUCUAGCAAAGCACAUCUAUGCCAAACUCUUUAACUGGAUUGUAGACCAUGUCAAUCAGGCUCUCCAUUCUGCUGUCAAGCAGCAUUCUUUCAUUGGCGUGCUGGAUAUUUAUGGAUUUGAAACAUUUGAGAUAAAUAGUUUUGAACAGUUCUGCAUAAAUUAUGCAAAUGAAAAACUACAGCAACAAUUCAACAUGCAUGUCUUCAAACUGGAACAGGAGGAAUAUAUGAAGGAACAAAUUCCAUGGACACUCAUAGAUUUCUAUGAUAAUCAGCCGUGUAUCAAUCUUAUAGAAUCUAAAAUGGGCAUUCUAGAUUUGCUGGAUGAGGAGUGUAAGAUGCCUAAAGGCACAGAUGAUACCUGGGCUCAAAAGCUGUACAACACACAUUUAAACAAAUGUGCCCUCUUUGAGAAGCCCCGUAUGUCAAACAAAGCCUUCAUCAUCAAACAUUUUGCUGACAAAGUGGAGUACCAGUGUGAAGGCUUUCUUGAAAAGAAUAAAGACACCGUUUUUGAAGAACAAAUUAAAGUCCUUAAGUCAAGCAAGUUUAAGAUGCUACCAGAACUCUUUCAAGAUGACGAGAAGGCCAUCAGUCCCACCUCCGCCACCUCUUCAGGGCGCACGCCUCUCACCCGAGUUCCUGUAAAGCCCGCCAAGGGCCGACCUGGCCAGAUGGCCAAAGAGCACAAGAAAACAGUGGGACACCAGUUUCGGAACUCUCUUCACCUGCUUAUGGAAACCCUUAAUGCCACGACUCCUCACUACGUACGCUGCAUUAAGCCUAAUGAUUUCAAGUUUCCAUUCACAUUUGAUGAGAAAAGGGCAGUGCAGCAACUAAGAGCAUGUGGUGUCCUGGAGACCAUCCGAAUCAGUGCAGCGGGUUUUCCCUCACGGUGGACUUAUCAAGAGUUUUUCAGCCGGUAUCGGGUCCUAAUGAAGCAAAAGGAUGUGCUGGGAGAUAGAAAGCAAACGUGCAAGAAUGUAUUAGAGAAACUGAUAUUGGACAAGGACAAAUACCAGUUUGGUAAGACGAAGAUCUUUUUCCGUGCCGGUCAAGUGGCCUAUCUAGAAAAAUUGAGGGCUGACAAACUGAGGGCUGCCUGCAUCCGGAUCCAGAAGACCAUCCGUGGGUGGCUGCUAAGGAAGAAAUACCUGUGCAUGCAGAGGGCGGCCAUCACGGUGCAGCGAUACGUGCGGGGCUAUCAGGCUCGAUGCUAUGCCAAGUUUCUGCGCAGGACCAAGGCAGCAACCACCAUUCAAAAGUACUGGCGCAUGUAUGUGGUCCGCAGGAGGUACAAGGUUCGACGAGCUGCCACUAUUGUUCUUCAGUCUUGUUUGAGAGGCUAUUUGGCAAGAAAUAGAUAUCGCAAGAUACUCCGUGAGCACAAAGCAGUCAUCAUCCAGAAACGUGUCCGUGGCUGGCUGGCUCGUACACAUUAUAAGAAGACCAUGCAAGCCAUCAUCUACCUUCAGUGCUGCUUCCGGCGAAUGAUGGCCAAGCGUGAGCUGAAGAAACUGAAAAUUGAGGCUCGCUCUGUGGAACGCUACAAGAAGCUCCACAUUGGCAUGGAAAACAAGAUUAUGCAGCUGCAGCGCAAAGUGGACGAGCAGAAUAAAGACUACAAAUGCCUCAUGGAGAAACUGACCAAUCUGGAAGGACUAUACAACUCUGAGACUGAAAAACUACGAAACGAUGUAGAACGUCUUCAUCUAAGUGAGGAGGAAGCUAAGGUUGCCACUGGGCGGGUCCUUAGUCUACAGGAAGAAAUUGCCAAACUCCGCAAAGACCUGGAACAAACACGAUCAGAGAAAAAAUGCAUUGAAGAACGAGCAGAUAAAUACAAACAAGAAACUGAGCAGCUGGUGUCAAAUUUGAAGGAAGAAAAUACUUUGCUGAAACAGGAAAAGGAGACCCUCAAUCACCUCAUCGUGGAGCAGGCUAAGGAGAUGACAGAAACUAUGGAGAAGAAAUUAGUAGAAGAGACAAAACAGCUGGAGAUUGACCUGAAUGAUGAAAGGCUGAGGUAUCAGAACCUUCUGAACGAGUUCAGUCGUCUGGAGGAGCGCUAUGAUGACCUCAAGGAGGAGAUGACCCUGAUGCUGAAUGUGCCUAAGCCAGGACACAAGAGAACAGACUCUACCCACAGCAGCAAUGAGUCUGAAUACACCUUCAGCUCUGAAUUUGCAGAAACUGAAGACAUUGCACCAAGGACAGAGGAGCCAAGUGAGAAGAAGGUGCCCCUGGACAUGUCAUUGUUCCUUAAGCUCCAGAAGCGCGUCACGGAGCUGGAACAGGAGAAGCAGAUACUGCAGGAUGAGCUGGACAGAAAGGAGGAGCAGGUGUUCCGCAGCAAGGCGAAGGAGGAAGAAAGACCACCAAUUAGAGGUGCGGAACUGGAAUAUGAGUCCCUCAAGCGUCAAGAACUGGAAUCAGAAAACAAAAAACUGAAAAAUGAGCUGAACGAGCUACGCAAAGCCCUCAGUGAGAAAAGUGCCCCCGAAGUGACUGCACCAGGUGCCCCUGCCUACCGUGUCCUCAUGGAACAGCUGACCUCCGUGAGCGAGGAGCUCGAUGUUCGCAAGGAGGAAGUCCUCAUCUUGCGCUCUCAGCUGGUGAGCCAGAAAGAAGCCAUCCAACCCAAAGAUGACAAGAACACCAUGACAGAUUCCACAAUACUUUUGGAAGAUGUACAGAAAAUGAAAGACAAAGGUGAAAUAGCACAAGCAUAUAUUGGUUUGAAAGAAACCAACAGAUCAUCUGCUCUGGAUUACCAGGAGUUGAAUGAGGAUGGAGAGCUCUGGCUGGUUUAUGAAGGGUUAAAACAAGCCAACAGGCUCUUGGAAUCCCAGCUGCAGUCACAGAAGAGGAGCCAUGAGAAUGAGGCCGAGGCCCUCCGUGGGGAGAUCCAGAGCCUGAAGGAAGAGAACAACCGGCAACAGCAGCUGCUGGCCCAGAACCUGCAGCUGCCCCCCGAGGCCCGCAUUGAGGCCAGCCUGCAGCAUGAGAUCACACGGCUGACCAACGAAAACCUGUAUUUUGAGGAAUUAUAUGCAGAUGACCCUAAGAAGUAUCAAUCCUAUCGGAUUUCACUUUACAAAAGGAUGAUUGAUCUGAUGGAACAGCUUGAGAAGCAGGAUAAAACUGUCCGGAAACUGAAAAAACAACUGAAAGUCUUCGCCAAAAAAAUUGGUGAACUAGAAGUGGGUCAGAUGGAGAACAUAUCUCCAGGACAGAUCAUUGAUGAGCCUAUCCGGCCAGUCAAUAUUCCCCGGAAAGAAAAGGAUUUCCAAGGAAUGCUGGAGUACAAACGGGAGGAUGAGCAGAAGCUUGUUAAGAACCUAAUUCUAGAAUUGAAGCCACGUGGUGUGGCUGUCAAUUUGAUUCCAGGGUUACCAGCAUAUAUCUUAUUUAUGUGUGUGCGACAUGCUGACUACCUGAAUGAUGACCAGAAAGUAAGGUCAUUGCUGACGUCAACAAUUAACAGCAUCAAAAAGGUCUUGAAGAAAAGAGGUGACGAUUUUGAAACUGUCUCCUUCUGGCUUUCUAACACAUGCCGAUUUUUGCACUGUUUGAAGCAAUAUAGUGGAGAAGAGGGCUUCAUGAAGCACAACACGUCUCGCCAGAAUGAACACUGCCUCACCAACUUUGACCUUGCUGAAUACCGGCAAGUGCUGAGCGACUUGGCCAUUCAGAUCUACCAGCAGCUUGUGAGGGUGUUAGAGAACAUCCUUCAGCCAAUGAUAGUCUCAGGCAUGCUGGAGCAUGAAACAAUCCAGGGUGUGUCCGGGGUCAAGCCCACAGGGCUCAGAAAGCGCACCUCCAGCAUCGCAGACGAGGGCACCUACACGCUGGACUCCAUCCUGCGGCAGCUCAACGCCUUCCAUUCAGUCAUGUGUCAGCAUGGCAUGGACCCAGAGCUAAUCAAGCAAGUGGUCAAGCAGAUGUUCUACAUCGUGGGUGCCAUCACCCUAAACAACCUCCUCCUGCGCAAGGACAUGUGCUCUUGGAGCAAAGGCAUGCAGAUCAGGUACAAUGUCAGUCAAUUGGAAGAAUGGCUACGUGACAAGAAUCUAAUGAACAGCGGGGCCAAAGAGACUCUGGAACCUCUCAUUCAGGCUGCUCAACUUUUGCAAGUGAAAAAGAAAACUGAUGAUGAUGCCGAAGCCAUCUGCUCCAUGUGCAAUGCCCUGACUACUGCCCAGAUCGUCAAGGUAUUGAAUCUCUACACACCGGUUAAUGAGUUUGAAGAAAGGGUCUCUGUUGCAUUUAUCCGCACUAUACAGUUGCGGUUACGAGACAGGAAAGACUCUCCGCAGCUGCUCAUGGAUGCUAAACACAUCUUUCCUGUCACUUUCCCUUUUAACCCAUCCUCCCUGGCUUUAGAAACCAUCCAGAUCCCAGCCAGCCUGGGCCUGGGCUUCAUUGCCCGGGUCUGAAGUGUUGUCCAGGCAAACAGAGCAUAGGAACAGUUGUUUCCGGUGAGCUGGUGAAAAUGCAUUUCUAAAGAAAGAGCACUGAUCAUCUCUAAGGGAAGACGUUAUUAACUGGAACCCCCCCCCCUCAGGACCCUUUCACUUGGGAAGAGACGCCGUGUCCUGUGUCACCUUUAAAGCACCGUUCUUCUUCAUCAGUUGAGUUUACAUACAGCUAAAUGAUGGCAGGGAGGAAUGAACGGAGGGAAACUGUGUCUUCAUCUGACAGCAGUGAUUUUAAAUCUUUAGUGCUGCAUUAAGUGACAUACAAAAGUACAGCUCCAUAUGUAUGAACUGUUGUUAGCAAGGCACAGAGAAAGAACCGAAAGACAAAUCACCACACAUAUCAUAUCAGCUUAGGAGCCAAUCAUGUUGAUAUUGUCAAACUGGAUCAAAAAAUAAACUGGCAAUAUGUAAAGUAAUUGCCCAAGUAACGUCCUUCUGUGUGUCGUCAUGGUACAACAACUGUAAAGAUGCCGGUUUGCUGGGUAGUGUAGUUGAUCUUUUGUACUGUAGCUUACCAAGCAUCUUCAAUGACUGCUGCGUGCUGUCUCCUGACCUAAGUGAUGCUCUUAUUAGGCACUACCCAAUGAGCUUCUCUUUCAUCACUCUGUUUACAACUCAGCCAGAUCAGUUUUAACUGGAGUAUAUGCAAUUAUCCACAGGUUCAUCUGCACAAGGAGCAGGCACUGGAGUCGUAUAGUAGGACAGGUUGCUUGAUGUUUAGAGUUAGAGUGGCUGUUGAUGUCAUUGCUGAUCAGGAUGUGUUACAUUGAUAUGCUAAUUAAUUUUACCUGUGUGGAUAUCACAUCAUGGUAUAGUGUUCUGUAAAAUUACUUAUUUUUAGUUCCCAAAUCUGAUUCUUGCCAUGCAUAUAUUCAACCUUAACAGGUUCUAUUUUUAAUUUAUUAAGUGUUAGCCUCAGUCACUAUCUAGAAAGGACUGUCAGAAUAUUUAUGAUUCAGAUCUUGAAACUUUGAUUAUCCUAUAAGUUAUUCAAAAAAGACAUAAUAAAUCGUUAUAAUUCAGGGGGUUCAGGUGUUGCAACCUCUAUAAAUGUUCUCAGAUAUCACUGGAUACUUUAAAAACAUUAUAUUAUAAAUACAUUAAGAAGAUUUAUGUAAGAAGUAUAAGAAGAUUAUUACAUUUUAUAGAGGAUUUGGUUUAAGUAAGACCUAGAUUCUGUAAAUUUUCAUUAUUAAAUUCUAAUUAAGCAUAUUCUCCAUUUUUUUCCUGGAAAUCUUAUAUAAUAAAUCCUUUGGGUUAUGCAAGAACAAAUUCUUAGCUUUUAUUCCUCUGGUUCUUAAUUACAAUCAUCAGUUUAUAUAGUUUAACUGUAAGAUGGUCUAUAACAGUGACAUUUAAAUAUGUGCAAUAUUAUUGAUGAGAGCUAAACAGUUUCAAGUCAAUGAUAAAUACUGUUAUUAAACAGCGAUUAUUGUCCAUUAUCUUACUGGAGCCUGAAUGUCCUUGUUUAUAAAGUAAGAGGGUGGGACAACUGGUUGUUCCAGCCACUUCCCCAUUUACAGUGCCCUAUGCUUGGUUCCUAGAGGAAGGGACCAGAGUUACUCAGUCCAUCCUGUUGGAAAGACCAGUGUUUGUGCCUGUCAGUUCCCUAGGGUUAAUACAGUAAUCACAAGUUUAUGUAGCCACAAUGUUUUCUUAACAUACAUCAUUUAGAUACUUUAGAAAAAUCCUAAUAUAUUUGUGUUCUUUGAAAGUUACUUAGUUGAGGUAUUUUUUGUUACAUGAUGAACUGCUUUUUUGUUUGGAGAUUUUGUUUUUUGUAGUGCUAGGAAUUGAACCCAGGGCCUCGUGUAUGUUAAAUAAGUACUAUCACUGAGCUACAGUCUCCACCCUUUAUCAGUUCUACUACAUUUAUUUAUUUGCAGAACCUAAAACACUAAUUCAGCCAGAUUCAGUUUUCACGGGUUUUCCGCCUGGUUUCAGUCACUGCAUUAGUGCCGUGUGUCACACAGCAGAGAACGUGCGGGUGGGAAGUUGCUGAGCGAGCACAGCCGUGUGUAGGCUGUCUUCCCUCCACCCCAGCAGUCCUCCACUCCCCGCUCCCAGCUUAAUCCUGUGUAGACGGCUGAUGUACACCGAGUUUUGUCUCAAGACCACGCUGUCAUAGCCACUGUCCCUGCGGCCCCUUUUCCUUACUCCAGACAUUGUGUCCUACAGCUUCUGGCACUUUCCCUCACGGAUUUUUCUCUGCUGUCAAGAACCAGCGCUCCUCUCGGUGGCUGUCCCCUCUGCAGUUUCUCCUGUUCAGUGGCAGUGAGUGGCUCAGAGUUCCUCUGAUUCCAAGCUAAACGAAACUCAAAACCUGCUAACUGACUGUGUGUACUUUGUCGAGGAGGCACCAGGUUUCCGCUGGCUAGGUGGGAUCCCCUCCACUCUGUCAUCAGUAUCCCCAGCUUCAGACACACACUCAGCUUCCCCCUGCCUGGCCCACUUUCCCACCUCUUCCCUCAGCCUAAUUUACUGUGGCCCUGGUUGGCAUGCAUGGGGCUCACCGUUUGGUGUCUGCACACACCUUUCUGUUCUCAUUUUUGUCCUAAGGACAUCAUUCUCACAAAUUAGCCUUUCCAUAAUUCAGCAAGUGACACACUUGGCCUCCCAAGAAGGAGCUCUCGGCAGGCACGACAGCCCAGCACCUCUUCCUCUAGCAGCCCUGCCGGUAGCCACCCACUUUCCCUGCUGUGCGCGCAGCUCACACCCUUGGAAUCCAAGGUGAGAAGAAGCAGUUUGCCCCUCCCUCCCUGCAGCUUUUCUUAGCCCAAGGCUGAGUCUGCCUUAGAGUAACUCCAAAGCGGGAAAGACGAGCAUGAAACAGAACGCACCAAGGACAGCUUGGUGGUCCUCUGGAAGCUUUGAGCGUUCCACAUGACCUGGCACUGCUUUGAACGCAGACGACAGAACUAGAACCCAAAGCCCAGUGGUAGGACAUUUAGAUUGGGGCCACUUUAGAUGACCUGCUUCGUUACUGAUCCAUUUCCGUAGCUAAAGAAAGACUCCUUAUGGGCGAGCAAGUGUGUGUGAUACACACCCUUUACUAGUGUAUACAGGAGGCUGUGGACAUCCUUUGAGUCUCGGUGUCUUGAUUAUUAUGAGAAAUUACUUUUCUGACAGUUCUAGAAAAAGAGGAGCUACUACCAUUCUGAGAAGCCCACAAGGAGUUCACACGCACGCACGCACGCACGCACGCACGCAGUUGAGAGUUCUUCAGGAGGCAUAAUCCAGGGUCCUCUGGGUAAGACCAGCCUCUUAGGAUAGAGAGCAAAGGCCCGUGUGUGACCCUGCACGGUCCUGUUGAAAGUCGCACAGAAAUAGGACCACAUGCAUGUGCUUCACACCAGCACUCCCCUUUGUUACCUCACUUCCUCACAGCGUCACAGGAGGUGGCUCCCACAAUCAAUGUGAAGGUAAUUAAUUCACAGGGACAGUGAGAUGGUCAGUGACUUGCCUAGGGUGGCCCUGCCCUCUGGCAGGAAGGGCAGGGGCUGUCCUGUCCCUCCAGAUGCUGCGGAGUGACCUGGGCUAGUAAGGGUGCUCUUCAUCUUGACUGGGGUGUGGAAUAGACAGUGAGCACCCACUUCUCGGGAAGCCGGGGCACAGUACAUAUGGCACCGGCUGUGACUCGACUUGCCUUUUGUCACGAAUCAGUGCUCCUUGACAGGGUAUGGACUCCCAAAUUAGAGGUUGUCCGAACUAAAAGGGCGGGAAGCAGUGAAAACCUCAGAUGUGAAGAGGCAAGGCAGGCCACUCUCCACACCCCUGAGGUUUCCCUGAGAGAGCCCCUGGCUGAGCUGCCGCUGCUGCAUAGAGGAGCCCAGGACAUUAAGUUCCUCCCUCCCUGGGGCUGUCCACCCUAGGUGGGUGGUGUAAGCUUGGAAGCCACAGCAUGCUGCAGGGGAGGAGCUGGGAGCCAUGCUGGGGGCGUGCAUGCUUGAGCCACAGGCACUUCAUGCUCGUGAGUUGUAGUUUGUUCAGACUGUGCUGUGAGGGCCGCCUUAACCCUUGCCCCCUCCCUUUUAGAGCUGCCUUAAGUCCCCAGAACUUGUCCUCAGUGAGGGAUAUCUCGCCAUGUUUCUUGAGGUUUUGUGAGGGUUUGGAUGGGAUGCGGCCUCCUACCACUGAUUCCUCCCUCCCCUUCCUGCGUCUCCCUGCCCCCUCUGUACUGUCCCUGCCACGCAGAGACUAGAGUUUAUGAAGCAACCAAUGAAAUGUUAGCUUUAAGAGUGUUUCUGGGGUCGGCUAAGCCCCUGUGACAGUAAGCAAAUGCGCAUGCGCACGCGCCUAAGCAGGACAGAGGUCAGAGUAUUCGCGGGAUUCUCGCUUUUCACUAACCCUUGUUAAUAAAGGCAAAAAUACAACUCUAAGAACUUUUUAUGGACACCCUUUUAAAAUGCAAAGGUGCCCUACUGUGAAAGGCUGAGGAAACGCAGGGGAAGUAGCUGUGUAAGUUCUGAUCCAUUCGAGGACCUAAAGUAACUGUAAGUUCUGGUCGGUUUCUCAUAGAUCAAAAACUGAAAGAUGCCAUGUCAGACAUCUCCCAAAUGCAUUUGAUACGUUUUUUUAUUUUAUAAUCUGGUCUAGCUAAAAAUGUUCAUUAGCUUAACGUCAUGGGUAGAACUAGACUCAUAACAUAUCUGAAAACAACUAACAUUUUCUUGGCAUUGUGAUAUUGCUUGGAAUAGUUGGGAAAGUUUUGGGUUUGUUUGUGAAGGUUGAAAUUGUCAUAUAUAAUUCAAUGCUUAGAAAGCUAAUGCAUUCCCAUGCCUUUUCCAGAGUUAGUAGUUUCAAAUAACUUACUGUUAUUAUGUGUUAUAAAAUCUUAGCCUAAAUCACGCAAGCCAUUAUUUUUCCUGAAAAUAGUGAUUUCUCCUUUAAAUCUGGAUAAGUGUUGUGAUUUAUGAUCCCUAAUUAUGUUCUUUUGUGGGUUCCUGAAGUAAAAUCGAUUUUCUUGUGUUCUUUGAAAGUUUCAAUUGUUCCAACAGUGUUGCACAGAUGCACCCAUGGAUUUAAUGUACUGUGUUUUUCUUUUAACUGUUGAUAACUUAUUGUGAAACGGACCUGCCUUUCAAUACAGUGAAAUACAGGGACACUGCAGUUUUCAAAUCUUUUUCUUCCUUGGAUCUGGAGAAAGAAUUUUCUUGAUCUACACAGUUAAUCUCUGCAAAGUGGUUAGGUGAGGAAGCAGAAAUAUUGCAAGGUGAGGGGCAUUAUUACCAAGCCUCUUCAGGUCUGAACUGAGCCCAUUCCAGAGUGUCUCACGGGAAGUCUUCUAGAAGGUUAACAAUUCACCUCAUAUCAACAAAGCCUUGGAAACAUGAGUUUUUCACUGGAUAUCACCUAAUGCUAAAAGGAAAGCCAAAACAAUAUCAGAAUGACGUUUUAUGCUCUGAAUUUGUAGCUGUCUAACGUUGUACUUAGUGUGUAUCUGUCAUAGCACUGUAUUCUCCUAGCUACUGUAGAAAAUUGUUGAAAUAAAGAUAAGGAUAUAAAGAAA